Messenger RNA from Acanthopagrus latus (yellowfin seabream), 3665 nucleotides. It is a transcript of the gene chrnb5a, whose product is annotated as cholinergic receptor, nicotinic, beta 5a. Bases 679 to 2205 code for a protein of 508 amino acids. The transcript is spliced from 8 exons. Lineage: Eukaryota; Metazoa; Chordata; Actinopteri; Spariformes; Sparidae. The record is from RefSeq and is a predicted model, not a curated record. Gene Ontology annotation, biological process: nervous system process; signal transduction; chemical synaptic transmission. Gene Ontology annotation, cellular component: postsynaptic membrane; neuron projection; synapse. Gene Ontology annotation, molecular function: transmembrane signaling receptor activity; acetylcholine-gated monoatomic cation-selective channel activity.
CACACACACCCUCUUCCCGCUUCUCCUCCGGGCUUGUCUUCCGGGCAACACGGACUUUUCAUGGAAUAAAUCGCUCCCGGCCUGUUUUUUGGACUUCGACUGCGAGUAAACACCCCGAGGACCAGAUGUACGAGCUGAGUCCUGGCGGUGCGCGCCGCACUUCGAGCAACUGCGCCAAUUUCUUAACUUGUCUGCGCUCCAUCAGAGGAGAGCGAGAGUAAAGCAGGUGAGCGCCGCUUCUUGUUUGUUUCAGAAGAAGUUGAAUGGGGAUUUUUUGAUCUGGAGACGACAGCCUUGCACUCGUUUUGAACUGCGGGGAUUUGUUGUUGGACCGAAGCGUUUUAAAUGUCACCGUGGUUGGUUUGAGGCUGAAGCGGCGGCGCACAGGACAGCGCAGCUCCUCUGGCCGUGGACUUUAAAACAGAUCACCAACAUGUUGUCUUUGGCAAAUAAACGUUUUCUGCAAAUCGCCCGUUUAUCCCAAUAGCCAAAGUUUCCUCCUGUGUUUGUGCGCUGUUCAGUAUUCACAGCAGCGGGCGAAGCAGCCGGAGCAGGUGAGUGACAAGCAGCGAAGAGAAGAGAAGAAUCACUACAUCACGACGGGAUAUAAGCACCGAUUAUUUCUUUUGGAGGACGAUAUAAGAAAGUAACAAGUUCGUCCAGGGCAGCAGAGAGGAGAUGACGACCAACACCGUCCUCCUGCUCUCCAUUCUCUCUCUCACAAGCAGCAGGGCAGAGAAUGCAGAGGAGCGGCUGGUGAACUACCUGUUGGGUCCGGAGCGCUACAACAAGCUGAUCAGACCAGCUGUCAAUAAGAGCCAACAGGUCACCAUCUCCAUACAGGUGUCUCUGUCUCAGCUCAUCAGCGUGAAUGAGCGGGAGCAGAUAAUGACGACCAACUUGUGGCUGUUUCAGGAGUGGAAUGACUACAGGCUCAGAUGGGACCCAGAGAAGUAUGAAGGCAUCAAGAAACUUCGGAUACCAUCCAAACACAUCUGGCUUCCUGACAUAGUGCUCUACAACAAUGCCGAUGGCGUUUAUGAGGUUUCCUUCUACUGUAAUGCGGUGGUCUCCAACACAGGAGACAUCUUCUGGCUUCCCCCGGCCAUCUACAAGUCGGCCUGCGCCAUCGAGGUGCAGAACUUCCCCUUCGACCAGCAAAACUGCACCCUCAAGUUCCGCUCCUGGACCUACGACCACACCGAAGUGGAUCUAAUGCUCACGAGCGACUUCGCCAGCCGCGACGACUUCACGCCGAGUGGGGAGUGGGACAUCGUCUCGCUCCCGGGCCGCAAAAACGAGGACCCCAAUGACAUCACCUACCUGGAUAUCACCUACGAUUUCGUGAUCCAGAGGAAGCCGCUGUUUUACACCAUUAAUCUGAUCAUCCCGUGUGUGCUGAUCACGUCACUGGCCAUCCUGGUGUUCUACCUGCCGUCGGACUGCGGGGAGAAGAUGACGCUGUGUAUCUCGGUGCUGCUGGCGCUCACUGUGUUCCUGCUGCUGAUAUCAAAGAUAGUGCCGCCCACCUCUCUCGCAGUGCCACUCAUAGGUAAAUACUUGAUGUUCACCAUGGUGCUGGUCACUUUCUCUACUGUAUGCACUGUCUGCGUCCUCAACGUGCACCACCGCUCCCCGUCCACCCACCACAUGCCCGACUGGGUCAAACGCCUCUUUUUAGUCCGACUGCCUACCUUCCUCCUCAUGAGGCGUCCAGGCUCCUCCAAUGUCCGCGACAAACUCCGCCGGAAGUACGCCAACCAGAGUAACGUGGGGAAAAGCUACCCCCAGUCCAGCACAGACAAGAGGCAGUACUCCAACAUCAGACUCGGUGGGAUUCCAAAGGACUCCGAAUCGUUCUACGUGAACGAGGACUUGGCACAAACGUUCUGCUGGAAGGCGGGCGACUUGCCAGAUGGGGGUGGUGGGUUCCCAGAAUACAGGAAGCGUUUGACUGUUCAGUGGGACGCAGACCUGGAGGAGGCAGUGGACGGAGUGAAAUACAUCUCCGAACACAUGAAGACAGAGGACGACGAUGAGGGGAUCAUAGAGGACUGGAAGUACGUAGCCAUGGUGAUAGACCGUCUGUUCCUGUGGAUCUUCAUCCUGGUGUGUGUGGUGGGAACUCUGGGGCUCUUCAUGCAGCCGCUGUUCCAAAGCUACAACACACCCACUGCUGAUGACACAGAGUACGGAGAUUUCUAGGAUUUCUGUGAUGGAUAAUCGUCUGUCAAAGAAAGUAUGACGGGGAAGCUGUGCCAGGUCUGGCUCUGAUCUGUCUUUAUUGAUCGGAUCCGAUUCACGACCAGCCGAAUCGAUGCAUCCAGCCACAUUGGUUCUAUUUGCUACAGUGGACCUUGAACAAAGAAAGAAUAAACUUUGUCUUUCUUUUUUAUCUUCAUGCAUGGCUUCUAUUUUUGAUGGACUCCAUCCAAACUCGGCCAUCACCACAGGCAUGGAAAUCUCGCUAUACUUUUUAUAACCUCUAGCAAGAUGACAUUUUCAUGGAGCUGAGAUAGUGCCUGUUCACAGGUUUUGACACGACAAACAGGAAAGCUGCAGACUGUUCUCCCCAACCACAAUUCACAAAGCUGAGGAAAAACACUGGCUAUUUGUUUUCUUCCCUUCAGUUUGGACUGGCUGGGCUGCUAAUGGAACGGUUGGAGCUCUGUGCAAUUGAGGCACAAAGGUUCAUUACACAGCGAAGCUCCUAUGAACCCACGAGGUCCGCUCUCCUCUGUAGCGUUGCUGAUGUGAAAAAUAAGACAUAAUAAAACAUUAUACCAGUUGUUGAUGGCACAGCACAAUGAACCGUAAUUUCUUUUUUUCUCCACACUUCUUGAACAAAGCUCUGAGGACACUUUGUCUUAUCUACCUUUUCUCUUCAUAAAAAUAUUAAUGCAUCGUCCCUCUCACUCUGUCUUGUUCUUGUUCUGCUUCAGAGCUUUGUGCCUCAUCUCCUCCAUCCACCUCCUGAGCAGUGUUGUAAUCGUUAUGCAUUGUUAAUGCAGUGUCUUAUUUUGAAGAAUGUGUACUCUCCUCCUGCUUCCUCUUUCUGUCACUGCGUUUGAAAUUGCAUACUGUGCAGUAGGCCGACAUACCCAACCUGUGUACUAUCGUUCAACUUACUUUUUGUGAAUAAGCAGUAUCUUUGGGAUGCCACUGCUCAUCACGUCACGUCGGUUGCAGAUGCGUAACCAGACUAACGUGCCAAUGAAGAACAAAUUUUAAAUCUAGAUUACACCGAGCUAUGUGAAACCGUACACGUCUUGAAGUGUUAUGGACAUCAUGCCAGAGCUGCCUUGAUUGCUGUUCGCCAUUGUCUGUUAUGUUGUUGUCGUAGUCAUCAGUACGUUGCACUGCAUUCAUGCCGAUGUAGUUGCAAAUAGUAUGCACAGCACAUACAACUGGCUUCAUGCGAAGGUCUUUGACAUAACUAAAAAAUAAAAAAAUCAUAUUUUUUCAGUGUGCUCAGUUGCAUGUUGGCCUGGAAUUUCGGACGCAGCCCAUUUCUCUCUCGGUUGUUUAGUUGUUCUCUGAUUAUCUCUCCUUUGUUUACCUUGUCACGUCACAACUGUAGCAGCACCAGGUGGCAUUCAGUGUUAACAAUAAAUAUGACACCGUAUUCUGUAUUCUAUUACAUAUUAUGUUAAUAAAAAGCUGUG